GUUAUGUUGUUGUGAAAAGCUUUAAGAAAUAUUUCCACCAGCACAAUGUCACACCGAAGGCAGACUCAUCCUUGUGUCUUCUCCCUCCUCUCUGCUCACUAUUUUUUCCACACUUUAUGGUUCAGUACCCGUCACUGUCAAGCAGCAGAGCAGCUGAGUCUGUUUUGAAAUGAAGGGCAAGUUCGGGGGUGAUACUCUGCUACCCUCCAAACCUUGUCUCUCCCCUUCUUUGUGCUGUCGACUGCCACUGCUAUGCUACACCCCCCCACCCAGUUCAGUCCCCUUUACUCCCAUCUUCCACCUUCCACCCCCCACUCUUUUAACCAUCCCCAAGCAUGGGCCUGUCAGUGGUUCACAGUCUAAAUUUAAACUACAGCAGGGCCAACUGCUCCUCCAGCCGCUCUGGGCUCCUAUUAUUUUCCCUGCUGAGGGGGCUUUUUCUGUCAGAGGUCCUCAGCCAGGAGGCGAGGCCUGGGGCACUGUGUGCGGCAGACUGAGUCAGAGGGAGAGGCGAAGAGGGGAGAGAGGGCGGCGGAGGAGAGGACAGGAUCAGAAGGUCUGGAACCCCCAGGGGGCCUUCACAGUGGGGAGCUAUACGGUGCCUCAGCUUGGGAUUAUACAGUGAGAGGACACAUUUCUAGAGGACUGGGAGCUUGUCUCAGGUGGAGGCAUCGAGAUGGCGGCCAACACAGACGCGGCCAAGCCGGUCAUCAUGAAUGAAGAGGAGCUGAAGAGGAAGCAGAGGGAGAAGCUGAAGAAGCUACAGGCCACAGGGGGCAACCCUCGACCAGCAAGAUCCCUCUUCUUCUUCACCCUCAAAAAUCCCUUCCGCAAGGCCUGCAUUAACAUUGUGGAGUGGAAAACUUUUGAGAUCAUCAUCUUAUUGACCAUCUUUGCAAACUGUAUCGCCUUGGCUGUGUUCCUGCCCAUGCCUGAAGAAGACAGUAACAACACCAACUCAAGCUUGGAGAGUUUGGAGUAUAUCUUCCUGAUCAUAUUCACUUUAGAGUGCUUUCUGAAGAUAGUGGCGUAUGGGUUUGUGUUCCAUGAAGGCGCCUAUUUACGGAACUGUUGGAACAUAUUGGACUUUGUCAUCGUCUUCAUGGGUCUUUUCACUUUUGCCUUGGAUACCAUCAAUAAAAUAGCAGGUGUACCAUUGGAGAAGGGUGGGGGGUUUGACAUGAAGGCAUUGAGAGCCUUCAGAGUGCUGCGGCCCUUACGUCUCGUCUCUGGAGUACCCAGCCUGCAGGUGGUGAUGAACUCGAUUCUCAAAGCUAUGCUGCCUCUGCUGCACAUCGCCCUGCUGGUCUUUUUGCUGGUUACCAUCUAUGCCAUCAUGGGACUGGAGCUCUUCAAGUGCAAAAUGCAUAAGACCUGCUAUUACACUGGCACAAGUAUCUACGCCACAGCAGAGGCUGAGCUGCCUGCACCCUGUGCUCAGGCUGGUAAUGGACGUCGCUGUCUAAUCAACGGCUCUGAGUGUCGGCCCAAUUGGGAAGGUCCCAACAAUGGCAUCACCCACUUUGAUAACAUUGGUUUUGCCAUGCUUACGGUCUACCAGUGUAUCACCAUGGAGGGGUGGACCAAAGUGCUCUAUUGGGUUAAUGAUGCCAUAGGAAAUGAAUGGCCCUGGCUCUACUUUGUUCCCCUCAUUCUGCUGGGCUCCUUCUUUGUGCUCAAUCUGGUUUUGGGUGUGCUUAGCGGAGAGUUUACCAAAGAGCGAGAGAAGGCCAGGUCACGUGGAGAGUUCCAAAAGUUGCGAGAACGUCAGCAGCUGGAUGAAGACCUGCAUGGCUACAUGGAGUGGAUCACUCACGCUGAAGUCCUCGAUGCCGACCGAGAGGGCAAAGGACUCUUGCCUUUAACCAGUGGAGAUUCAGACACAGACAGUCUGUAUGACAUGGAAGGCAAGAGUCGUAUCGUCUACUACUACCGCCUUGCCCGUCGCUGGAACCGUUUCUUCAGAAUGAAGUGUCUGGUGUAUGUGAAAACCAAGGGCUUUUACUGGCUAGUGAUGUUCCUGGUCUUCCUCAACACUCUGACCAUAGCAACAGAAUACCAUCACCAGCCUGACUGGCUCACUUCACUACAAGAUGUGGCCAGCCGUGUGCUGCUGGUGUUGUUUGUCAUAGAGAUGUUCAUCAAGAUGUAUGCGCUGGGUCCCAGAGCAUAUUUCAUGUCUCUGUUUAAUCGCUUUGACUUCUUUGUGGUGCUAUGUGGUAUCCUGGAGAUGAUCAUGUUUUCUGCAGGAGCCGUGACUCCCCUGGGUUUCUCUGUACUCAGGUGUAUCCGACUGCUGAGGGUUCUCAAAGUCACUAAGUACUGGACCUCUCUGAGUAAUCUUGUGGCCUCUCUCCUCAACUCUGUACGCUCCAUUGCCUCCCUGCUCCUUCUUCUCUUCCUCUUCAUCGUCAUUUUCUCACUCCUUGGUAUGCAGGUGUUUGGUGGAAAAUUCAACUUUUCUGACCACAGGUCCAGACGCAGUAACUUUGACAACUUCCCUCAGGCCCUCAUUAGUGUGUUUCAGAUCUUGACAGGAGAGGACUGGACCACCAUCAUGUAUAAUGGCAUUAUGUCAUACGGAGGGCCUGUCUUUCCUGGAAUCCUGGUGGCCAUCUACUUUAUUGUUCUCUUUGUCUGUGGAAACUAUAUCCUCCUCAAUGUCUUCUUGGCCAUCGCUGUUGAUAACCUGGCUGAGGCUGAGAGUUUGACUUCUGCUCAGAAGGAAAAGGCAGAGGAGAAGUUGAGGAGAAAGCUUCUAAGAUCCAAAAUGCCUGACAAGACUGACGAGGAGAGAGAGAGGAUAGCAAAGAAACUGGCAGAGCAAAGAGCCAAGAUGGAGGGCAUGCCCACCACAGCCAAGCUCAAAAUUGAUGAGUUUGAGUCCAAUGUCAAUGAGGUGAAAGAUCCAUUCCCGCCUGACGACUUCCCAGGUGAUGAUGAAGAGGUAGAGCCUGAAAUCCCUGUCAGCCCUCGCCCUCGACCAAUGGCUGACCUGCAGCUGAAGGAAGAAGCUGUUCCAUUGCCUGAAGCCAGCUCCUUUUUCAUUUUUGGCCCUCAGAACAAGUUCCGUAAGCUGUGCUACAAGAUCAUCAACGCGUCAUCAUUCACCAACUUAAUACUUCUGUUCAUCUUGCUCUCCUCCAUCUCUCUGGCAGCUGAAGACCCCAUCGACCCCAGGUCCUACAGAAACCAGAUCUUGGCCUAUGCUGACAUUGUCUUCACAACUGUGUUCACCAUUGAGAUUGUACUGAAGAUGACGGUAUAUGGAGCAUUCAUGCACAAAGGCUCCUUCUGCCGUAACUCCUUCAACAUCCUGGAUCUGAUUGUAGUUGGAGUCUCCCUGCUUUCUAUGGGGAUGGAAUCCAGUGCUAUUUCUGUGGUGAAGAUUCUCAGGGUGCUGAGGGUGCUGAGGCCUCUCAGAGCCAUCAACAGAGCCAAGGGGCUAAAGCAUGUGGUCCAAUGUGUGUUUGUGGCCAUCAAAACCAUUGGCAACAUCGUCCUGGUCACCAUGCUGCUGAACUUUAUGUUUGCCUGUAUAGGAGUGCAACUCUUCAAGGGUAAAUUCUACAGCUGCACAGACAUGUCCAAAAUGACUGAGGAGGAAUGCCAGGGUUUCUUCUGGAAGCAUAUGGAGAAUUCCCUACAAGACACAGUGUUGGCUAAGAGAGAAUGGCUCAACAGUGACUUCAACUUUGAUAAUGUGCUCUAUGGCAUGCUGGCUCUCUUCACUGUUUCUACAUUUGAAGGAUGGCCAAAACUGUUAUACAGAGCCAUUGAUUCAGACAAAGAAGACAUGGGUCCUGUCUUCAACAACCGCGUGGAUGUGUCCAUCUUUUUCAUCAUCUAUAUCAUCCUCAUCGCCUUCUUCAUGAUGAACAUCUUUGUGGGCUUUGUCAUCGUCACUUUCCAGGAGCAGGGUGAGGAGGAGUAUAAGGACUGUGAGCUGGACAAGAACCAGCGUCAGUGUGUGCAGUAUGCACUGAAGGCUCGUCCUCUGCGUUGUUACAUCCCCAAAAACCCCUACCAGUACAGAGUCUGGUACAUUGUCACCUCCUGCUACUUUGAGUACCUCAUGUUCUUUCUAAUUAUGCUCAACACCUUGUGCCUCGGGAUGCAGCACUGCAACCAGUCGGAUCAUGUGACCAAACUGUCAGACACACUGAACUUGAUCUUCACGGUGCUCUUCACUGUGGAGAUGAUUCUUAAGCUCAUGGCCUUCAAAGCCAAGGGCUACUUCGGAGACCCCUGGAAUGUCUUUGACUUCAUUAUCGUCAUCGGUAGCGUCGUUGAUGUCAUCCUGAGUGAAGUCGAUACUGCCCUGGCCUCCAGUGGAGGACUGUACUGUCUCCAUGGCUGUGCUGAGACAAAUCCUAUGCAAGCAAUUGCGGCCUCUGAAAAUGCCACAGUUUCCAUCACAUUCUUCCGACUCUUCCGUGUCAUGCGUCUUGUCAAACUGCUGAACCGUUCAGAGGGCAUCCGUAACCUGCUGUGGACCUUCAUCAAGUCUUUCCAGGCUCUUCCUCAUGUUGCCCUGCUCAUCAUUAUGCUGUUCUUUAUUUACGCUGUCAUCGGGAUGCAGAUCUUUGGAAAGGUAGCCUUAGUGGAUGGCACCCAAAUCAACCGCAACAACAACUUCCAGACAUUCCCUCAGGCUGUACUGAUGUUAUUCCGAUGUGCUACUGGAGAGGCUUGGCAGGAGGUAAUGAUGGCUUCAAUGUAUGGGAAGAAGUGUGACCCCAAGUCUGACUACCUGCCCGGAGAGGAGUACACCUGCGGGUCCAACUUUGCUGUCUUCUACUUUCUCAGCUUCUACUGCCUCUGUGCCUUCCUGAUCCUCAACCUGUUUGUAGCUGUCAUCAUGGACAACUUUGACUAUCUGACCCGUGACUGGUCUCUUCUUGGUCCACACCAUCUCGAUGAAUUCAAGAAGAUCUGGGCUGAAUACGACCCUGAAGCCACAGGGAGAAUUAAACAUCUGGAUGUGGUGACAUUGCUGCGACGCAUCCAGCCUCCACUGGGCUUUGGAAAGUUCUGUCCUCAUCGUGCUGCGUGCAAGCGGUUGGUCGGCAUGAACAUGCCUCUCAACAGUGAUGGCACUGUCACCUUCAAUGCCACCCUGUUUGCUCUGGUUAGGACUGCCCUCAAGAUCAAAACAGAAGGCAACUUUGAGAAGGCCAACGAGGAGCUGAGAGCCAUUAUAAAGCAAAUCUGGAAACGCACUAGUAUGAAACUUUUGGACCAGGUCAUCCCUCCGAUAGGGGAUGAUGAGGUGACCGUGGGGAAAUUCUACUCCACCUUCCUGCUCCAGGACCAUUUCCGUAAGUUCUUGAAACGUCAGGAGGAGUACUAUGGCUACCGGCCCACUAAGAAGAGCGCCUCAGGCCCAGAGAUCCAGGCGGGUCUGAGAAACAUAGAUGAAGAGGUGGCUCCAGAGAUGCACAGGGCCAUUUCAGGAGACCUUCAGAAUGAGGAGGAGAUGGACAGAGCCAUGGAGGAGGCUGGAGAAGAGCAAAUCUAUCAUCGUACACACGAUCUGUUUGGUAACCAGGUGGACUCAUUCUCCCCUGAGCCUACCAACACGCAGUCCCAACAGGUGACCAACCUGCGGCCCCUCAAGUUCUCUGACAGCCAGUCUGAGUCUCCGCCAAACUCUGGCUUGGUGCCCACUACUGAAUUUUUCCCCACCGCACCAAAAAGCAACACUAACAACAACGCCUUCGCAGAAUUUUCAUUUGAUAGAGAAGGCAGUCCCACAGACUUUUAUAACCCGAAUGAGGAUGCCGAGCCAGACAACGUGCGCUCCUGGAACUUUACAGUGAGAACAGACAAAACACAGUACCCUUAUGAGCCUGACUAUGAUAACAGUCGGAGUCAGAGCUCCAGUUCUGCAGCUGACCAGCUUAUCCAAGAGGCUCUAGUAAAGGGCGGUCUGGCUUCCCUGGCCAAAGACCCUGGCUUUGUCUCUGUGGCAAAGGAGGAGAUGGCUGAUGCCAUGCAUACAACUGUAGACGAUAUGGAGGGCGUGGCUCAGGACAUCAUCAGCGAACGCUCCGGCGGCAUCCCCUCUGCGAAAAAGAGACGUCCCAUCCCUGUCCCUCCUCCUGCCUCUGCUGUGGCAGCACAGGCAAAAGGUCAGCCAGAUCCAGCUGUGAGGAGAAAGAGACGUCCAAUCCCCAUGAUUCCCUCCUCACAGGAGCUGGAUGAGGUCAACUCCAAUGUUUAGAGUUUGAAUUCAAUGUGGUUAUCUUGUGAUUUUUACAUUUACACUGGCUCCACCUCACCUCACUCUACCAAGCUUGUUGCCACCUAUGACAAUCUGUAUCUACUAGCCUGGCUCAAGGCCUGAAGGCACGUUGGCUCAGGUUUAGUAUUGUUAAGUGUGGUUGAAAUUUAGCCAAGGACAAACGGUAUACCUGAUGAUGAAAUAUGAGUCUAAAUCUUCAGAUUUAUUGACACUAAUAAAAACACAAACCCAUCUCAUAGUGAACAGAUUGAUGCACUUCUUUCUUUGUAGCGUUUGUUCAGGUUAUCCAUUCCAUAUGACUUCUGGGACAGAACGUGAGUGAGCUGAGUGUCUUACUGAAGCCUCACUGAGGGAGGCAGGAUAGCGUCUAAAACGACUCGCUGAACACAGGGAGCCGGCGACUGUCUUUGUUGUGCUGCAGUUCAGCGAGAGUCGAACGGACUCCACUUUGGGGAGAUGACAACUGAGAUUGCAUGCAUCCAGGCCCAACGUUCAACUGAGUAUUCAGGUCAGACUCUUAAAAUGGGCUCUGGUGCUACACUAACAAUGCAAGUCAAGAAUUUUUUUUCCUUUAUUGGUAAAACAGCAUCCUCCGAUUGGUUAGGACUUGCUGUAUUUUAUUACUGAGGUUUACUGAGUUUUCUCCUGCUCACAGCUGUUCUUGUGGGCGGUUGGUAUCAGCGGAUUUUAAAGAGGAAACAUCUUUUUUUUAUUUUUGACAUAGAGGUAGAUUUAUGUAGGAAGAUAGAUUUAUUUGUAUUAAAGCAUUUGUUCAGUCCAAAGACAUACUGUAGUCAGGCAGUGCAUGUGAUCUUUUUCCAAGUCACUCUAAGUCACUGUACUGUUACAGGUUUUUAAAUUAUGUCACACCUUUGAAUUAGGGACACUUAGUUUGACCCACACAGUUUAUGUAUCUUCAGCAUACCUGGAGUAUGGUGGAUUUAGCUUUAUAGCUCAAUCGGGCUUAUAACAGAUUUUAUUGAUAAAUUGCAUGGGCAUAAUUUAUUGCACUUCUUUCAUGUUUUGUGCCUGAAUGCAAACAGUUAAAGGCUUUCUGAAGGAUUUUUUUUUAUUACAAUAUCUUCUAAUCAGCCUGUUUUGCUGUCAUACAAACAUUACGUUGCUAGGUUUAGAGAUACUUGGCAGUGAACAUUAUAGCUCAGCCUCUGACCUUGAGUCUCACUUCACCUCUCACUUCUGGAUCUGUGCCAUUAUGGUUGAUGUUACUUUGGUGUUUUCACCAUGGCAAACGAAAUAAAUCAUCCAAACAUUCA
This is a messenger RNA of Scatophagus argus, 7521 nucleotides long. RefSeq names its product dihydropyridine-sensitive L-type skeletal muscle calcium channel subunit alpha-1-like. Gene Ontology annotation, biological process: calcium ion import across plasma membrane. Gene Ontology annotation, molecular function: calcium ion binding; high voltage-gated calcium channel activity. The transcript has 45 exons. Lineage: Eukaryota; Metazoa; Chordata; Actinopteri; Scatophagidae. Bases 677 to 6226 code for a protein of 1849 amino acids. Gene Ontology annotation, cellular component: voltage-gated calcium channel complex; membrane. The record is from RefSeq and is a predicted model, not a curated record.